Molecule: messenger RNA, 7220 nt
Organism: Peromyscus californicus insignis
Lineage: Eukaryota; Metazoa; Chordata; Mammalia; Rodentia; Cricetidae
Gene: Gpr75
Product: G protein-coupled receptor 75
Exons: 2
Coding region: 2686-4293 (535 amino acids)
Biological process (GO): G protein-coupled receptor signaling pathway
Cellular component (GO): membrane
Molecular function (GO): C-C chemokine receptor activity
Source: RefSeq, a predicted model, not a curated record
AAAGAAUAUGCACCACAAGCUUGUCCACAGGCCAGUCUGGUGGGUCAUUAUCUCAGUUCAGGUUCCUUCUUUCAAAAUGACCCUAGCUGUGUCAAGUUGACAUAGAACUAAGAAAGCACAGUGCAACAAUACAACACACACACACACACUGAAUAGAUAAGACAAUAAAAAUAUUUUUUAGAGCUGGUAUUAUAACUUAAAAUCAUUCUGAUACAACUUCUGGUAUUAUAACUUAAAAUCAUUCCUAUACAAUUUAUUGGAAAUAACAUCUAAUGUUUAGGAAUGGUUAACCACUGUUGACUUUAUUCCAAAGCAUUGAAUACACAGACACACACACACACACACACACACACACACACACACACACACACACACACACACACACACACACGAAUAUAUAUAGCACGUUUUGUCAUUUGUUCAUUUUUUGAGACAGGGUUUUCUCUCUGUAACAGUCCUAGCUGUCCUGGAACUCACUCUGUAGACCAGGCUGGCCUGGAACUAACAGAGAUCCAACUGCCUCUGCCUCCUGAGUGCUGGCAUUAAAGGCAUGUGCCACCACACCCAGCUUAUAUCUUUGUUUUUGUUCUCAACUGCCUCUUAAAGUCCCAAGAGUUAGUACUCUGCUCUGGUUUGACUUUAUCUUCCAUUCCUUUAUUGUUUUUGAAGUUUUGUGUUCCAGGAACUUUUAUUUGGGAACAGAAUUUUAAUACUUAAUAGAAUUUUUUGAGAAUGAACUUUAGUUUUAUAUCUUAUAUAAAGCUUCGAGUAUGAGAGCAUAGCAUGUAAUAGCUACCCAAUAAAUGACAGCUGUUGUAAUUUAGCUUUGACCUACAGGUCCCUCUCUUGAGUGUAAGUGUUUGUGUGUGUGUGUGUGUGUGUGUGUGUGUGUGUGUGUGUGUGUGUGUGUGUGUGUGAUGGAGUUAAAGAAUGUGGGCCUUGAGAAACAAUUGCUUAGUUCAUAUGAAACUUCUGCCACUGUUAUGCCCAGAUCUCAGGGACCUCCAAAAGACCACCACGGAGAUGGAAUCCCACAUGUAAAAGCAAAGAGCCUUUAUUCUCUUUAAGCUCUGAGCUUGGUCUCUCUGUCUAUCUGAGAACAGAGAGCCCUGAGCUCAAGUGGGGUAGAGUUUUUAUCAUAGCAGUGGUUGGGGUGGAGGGAUUUCCAGGGUUCAGGACCCUGAUUGGCUGACAAUUGUCUAGGGAUAUCUGUAAUAACAAAAAUAGGUGUGUGCUAGACUCAGGGAUAUCUGUCCACCUUAUCUAAUGGUUGGAAUGCUUGGGAUGUUAGGUACUUCUCCAUCCCUGGGUAGAUCCCUGGGUGGUAUCAGCUCAUGGCUUUUCCUGGAUCUGGGUGUUGCCUUCCAGUAAGCUUGUCACAGAAGCUAUGUCUAGGCCCCUAAGCCUGUCAUGGCUGCUGUGUGGUCAAGCUGUUUUGGGGCCCCUCCACACCACCUUGCUGAGUGAUCUCUCUAACUGGGUUUCCUUAUCUUCAAAAUGGAGAUACAGAUACUAUUUUAGGUCUUUGGGGGAAAUUCAGUAGUGUGGAGCCCUGAGAACAGUGCCCAGCAUAUCAUAAGUACUAUCUAAAUAAAUACUGACAAUUGUGCUGACAGAUUGUAUUGCUGUUAUUUCCUAACAUGGAGUUCUAUAUAUUUUUUAAUUGAUUAUGCAUCAUUGCCCCCACCAGUAAUUCCAAAUUAUAUUCCCAAUGUCAGGAGUGAAUCUAAGACCUCAUGCAUGUCAGGCAAGUGCAUCACCACUUUCCUUGGCCCAAAUUCCUGUUACUCUAGUAUCUCUGCUCUCUCUGCCUUCUUAGAUGGAGUUUUUCUUCUUCCCUUUUCAUAAAUUAACUCCAAGGAACAUUUUUUUAACAAACAGUAAAACACUGUCUUAUACCAAAUGUGUUUACAAACAGGCAUGCAGUCUUAAACUAAAAACUGUAAGAGCUGUCUAUUAUUAACUGUAAUCAUUGAUCAGCAUGGUUUUUUUCUAGAUUUAUACUUUUAUCUCCCAUAGAGUUUAAAGAAAACUUAUUUUGCAGAAAAGUUGGCGUCAUGUUGCAGUGAAGUAAUUUACCCCAGUGUGUGUUCUGCAGUCUGUGGCCACUGCAGCAGCAGGGGCUGCUUCUGUCUUAAUGGGAGGCAGAGUGGUCACAUGGCUUUUCCAGAACUGAUCUGAUUCUCACUGCCAAGGCUGUACUUGUAGUUAAAAACUGAAAGACUCCUGUUCUGGGCAGUCCAUAGCUGUUGCUUGGAGCCCCAGUAAUCCCUCAUUGACUGGACCCAUUCAGCACCCCCUGAUCCAACAGCUAAAGGGUUGGCACCUGGAGGCCUUUGGGUUCCAGCUCAAGCUGGUGGUUAAAUAUUCUGAGCAUAGGCUCUGGACCUCCCCAGUGCCAUUGGUUAUUCCUGCAAUGUUAGAUUGAAGCAAACGUUUCCCAGUUGUCAAGAGCAGAGCACUACAUGUUAUCUGUCUUGCUGGAUUCUUGUUUGGGAGAGGAUGGACAGCAGGCCACACACAUCUUUGGGGUUGGGAACAGUGAGGAUUGGUGCUUAUCUUCCUUGGCCCUCUUUUGGCAUAUGUCCCUCGUCUGUGAGUUGAGGUCCUGACUCUCUUCCUGUUCAUUUUUUUUGUUUUGUUUUGUUUUUUGAGAACACAAGGAAGAGACACCUCUCUCUGAAGAUGAAUUCAAGUGCUCCUAAUGCCACCUUGGUGUAUAUGCCUCCCUUGCUGGGAGGAAACAGCACUUCUGUCCAGGAAGAUCUUCGAGAUUUUAUCCACACGGCAACACUGGUGACCUGCACUUUUCUGCUUGCCAUCAUCUUUUGUCUAGGCUCUUAUGGAAACUUUAUUGUUUUCUUGUCUUUCUUUGACCCAGCCUUCAGGAAGUUCAGAACCAACUUUGAUUUCAUGAUCCUGAACUUGUCUUUCUGUGACCUCUUCAUCUGUGGGAUUACAGCUCCCAUGUUCACCUUUGUGCUAUUCUUCAGCUCAGCGAGGAGCAUCCCAGAUACUUUCUGCUUCACCUUUCACCUUACCAGUUCAGGCUUCAUCAUCAUGUCCCUCAAGAUGGUGGCUGUGAUUGCCCUGCACCGACUUCGAAUGGUGCUGGGGAAGCAACCUAAUUGCACAGCCUCCUUUUCCUGCAUCUUGCUCCUCACCCUGCUUCUCUGGGCCACCAGUUUUACCCUUGCCACCUUGGCUACGCUGAGAACCAGUAAGUCUCACCUGUGUCUCCCCAUGUCCAGUCUGAUGGCUGGGGAAGGGAAAGCCAUUCUCUCUCUGUAUGUUGUUGACUUUACCUUCUGUGUUGCUGUGGUGUCUGUCUCUUACAUCAUGAUUGCUCAGACCCUUCGGAAGAAUGCUCAAGUCAAAAAGUGUCCCCCUGUGAUCACAGUUGAUGCUUCUAAACCACAGCCAUUCAUGGGGGCCUCUGGGAAGGAAGGUGAAGAUCCUAUCCAGUGUACUAUGCCAGCUUUGUACAGGAACCAGAAUUACAACAAACUGCAGCACAUUCAGACUCAUGGAUAUGCUAAGAAUCCUAACCAGAUGCAGAUCCCCUCUGCCAAUCGACUCCAGCUGAUAUCGGCCAUCAACCUUUCUACUGCCAAGGAUUCCAAAGCUGUGGUUACCUGUGUGAUCAUUGUGUUGUCGGUCCUAGUGUGCUGUCUCCCUCUGGGGAUUUCCCUGGUGCAGGUGGUUCUGUCAGACAAUGGGAGCUUCAUCCUUUACCAGUUUGAACUGUUGGGAUUUACUCUGAUAUUUUUCAAGUCAGGAUUAAAUCCUUUUAUAUACUCUCGCAAUAGUGCUGGGCUGAGAAGGAAGGUGCUCUGGUGCCUGCAGUACCUUGGCCUGGGCUUUCUCUGCUGCAAACAGAAGACUCGACUUCGAGCCAUGGGAAAAGGGAACCUGGAAAUCAAUAGAAACAAAUCUUCCCACCAUGAGACAAACUCUGCCUACAUGCUGUCUCCAAAGCCACAGAAGAAAUUUGUGGACCAGGCUUGCGGCCCAAGUCACUCAAAGGAAAGUGUGGUAAGUCCCAAAGUAUCUGCUGGACACCAGCACUGUGGUCAGAGCAGCUCGACGCCCAUCAACACUCGGAUUGAACCUUACUACAGUAUCUAUAACAGCAGCCCUUCUCAGGAGGACAGCAGUCUGGGAAAGUUACAGCCAGUAAACUCUUUUGGAUUUGCCAGUUCGUACAUUGCCAUGCACUAUUACACCACUAAUGAUCUGAUGCAGGAGUAUGACAGCACAUCAGCAAAGCAGAUUCCCAUCCCCUCUGUUUAAAAUCACAAGGCCAGAGAAUCUGGAGGGAAUGGUUUCCCAAAACUGGAUAAGCCUUUAGAAGAUUUUGAGGUCAUUGGCAAAGCAAAAUUUGAAGAGCCCGCUGAAGUUGAUCGUUAGAUUUUCUUUUGUCUGAGAUAUUAGUAUCCAGAUUUGCUUCAUGGUUUCUCGACAUUUUAAGAUUUGAUGUAAAAGUUUAUUUCAAUUUUUACUCUGAUGUGUGUCCCAAUCUUUUGUACAAAACUACUAAGAAAACGCCAGGAACAAUUCUACCGAUGACAACCCUUUGUGUCAGUGUUAUGGGUCUUUAGAUAUGUAUUGGCCACAUUUUUUAAAGGUAUUUUAAAAAAUGAUCUUUCUGAAGUGUUAUUUUUAUAAAAAAUACAGAAUUUGAGUCUCUGAAGUACCGAAAUAGAAAACAGUAUACUUUUUUGGUGGCAAGUUGAUUUAAAUGAAAAACUUACUGUUAAAGCAGAAAAUAGAAAUGUGUUACCUGUACCUCUGUCCUUAUCAAAAGUUCUCACCCAGUGUGAGGUACUCCCCUUAUAACACAGCUACCUAACAACACAGAGUUGUGAUUCUUGUCACUUCUUACUAUACACAUUGUUGUUUUUUGUCAAUUGAGUAGCUAGUUUUACAAAAUGUUUUUGGUAGUUACCAGUUAAUUGCUGUUCCAGAAGGACCUUAACCAAGAAUCAUACAUAGUUGAGGACUGCAGUCCAGCAUGGGCACUGUUCUCAGAGAACAGACAGAGUGGGUUUCAGCAGUUACCCUUAUUUAGCAAGGCAUAAAGAUACAGUUGUGGGGAUUGACGUAGGUUUUCCUUCUGUAUGAGUAGAAUUUAGUAGGUAGCCACCAGACAGUGUUCACAUAGAUAUUCAGAAAUAAACUAAUUUAAAUAUUGCUAUGGAAAAAAUUUCAAGGUGAUCUAUUAAUAUUUUCAGAUGGAGGUUUUUAGGUUUUGACUUUUUUUCCUUAUUCUAUUUUUAUGGGGCUGGAGAUUGAGCCUAGGUCCGUGUGCAUGUUAGGCAACCAGUCCAUCACUGAACUACAUCCCUAGCUCUAAAUUAAUUGUUUUAUAUUCUCAUUAACCUUAAACUAGAAAUGAGCAACAAUGUUAUUCUUACACCUGAAACUAAUUUUAUUAGGUACUCUGAUUACUAGGAGAACAGCUGUGAAAUCGUAUUUUUAAUGUAAAAGCAUUUUGGUUAUGCAGUUAGGAUUUGAAUUCACUAGAAUUUUGGAAAACUAUUAGACCCAAAAUAGAGUAUCUUUACAAACUGUUAUAUCCAACUAUUAUUCUCAAAGCUCAUAAGUACACAGAACAGAAGGCACUCAGCUCAGAGCACCCUCCCCCAGGCUCUCCUCACACUCCAAGCUCACAGGAGAUGCUGGCCAAGCCUCCUGCAGCUACAAUACUUCCUAAUGCUCACCAGUCAGGUCUGUUGUGGAGAAUUAAGUGUGAGAACAGAUUUCAAAUUCACCUUCUGGAACUGGCCUGCCCGGUUCUCUCCUCCUCUUCCUCCCUCCUGUGCCUCCCUUUCUUUUUUCUUGCUAAGUCUUACAGCAUAUCCACUCUCCUUCAUUUUGGUGACUGGAUACUCUUUUGGAAAUCACUUUUACCUGUUUCAACUGUAUUUGUAUCAAUUCACCACAAUGUGGUUCUCACUAACAUUCCCAUGAGACAGAUUCAGUACAGACCUUUCUUCAACAAACAGUUAAGACAUCUAAGACCCUCUCCCAAAAUCAUUUGGAGAAUUCUGGCAAAUAACCAAUUAGAUUUCUUUUUCUUUUCUUUUCUUUUCUUUUCUUUCUUUUUUUUUUUCAAGACAGGGUUUCUUUGUGUAGCCCUGGCUAUCCUGGAACUAGCUCUUUAGACCAGACUGACCUGAACUCAAAGCUCCUCCUGCCUCUGCCUCCUACAUGCUGAGAUUAAAGGCAUGUGCCACCAUCACCCACCACCAAUUAGGCUUUUGUCUUAAUUGAAAACUUAAUACUUAGUCCAAUAAAGCAAGCAAAUUUGUAUCAAUAACAAGAUUAUUCACACUUUUAAAGGUAUAUAUUUCUGGGGCUUGGGAGAUGGCUCAGAGGUUAAGACCACUUGUUCUUCUUAUGGGGGAUCCAAGUUCAGCUCUCAGUACCCACACAGUGGUUCAUAGCCAUCUGUAACCCCAGUUCUCUGGGAUCCAAUGCCCUCUGCCGACCACUAUGGGCACUGGACACAUAUGAUGCACAGAUAUACAUGCAAGCAAAACAAUCAUACACAUAAAAUAAAAUUAAAUCUUUAAAAUAUUUGAAAAAUUACAUUCAUAAAAAUGUAUACAUCUCUUUUGAGGGAGCAGUCUUUUAAAAUGUGACUUAACAAAAGGUUAUAAAAAUUACUACUUGUAAAUUUUUAAAUGUUAGGUUUCCUGUGUGACCUUUGUGUUUGAAAUUAUUUGACCAGCAUGGGGCCCAUUUUUGAGAAGUAAAAAUCAUAGAAUAGAGAAGACAAAGCAUGUACAUAGAAAGUAUUCAAUUUCUUUAUAUUCAUCAAGAAAUUAUUGACUUAAUUUGCAUGAAAUACAUAGUGGGCUAUAUUCUUGGCUCCCCUCUUUAAAUAGAGAGAUGAACCUUGUUUCUUCAUAAGCUACAUAUGUCUGUCUAUACCAGUAUAAUGAUCAUAUUGUUAUAAAUAGACAUAUAUAACUUGUCUUCUCACAAGGGCUAAAAUAUUAUAAAUCAAAGUAAUGAGAGUUCAGUUGAAUAUGAUUAAUUUGCAGAGUACAUUAAUUUUUCUCUUGAUGCCAACUGUGUGCAAAUUAUAUAUCUCUAAAACAUUUUAUAAUCAGUGUUCUGAUGUUAACCAUUAGGCCAGAUUUUUAUUUCUGGUGUUUGUUUUAAUGGAAUUUUAAAUUAAGGUUGGAAAAUAAAAAUACCGCAAAUCCUAA